Zootoca vivipara (common lizard) is the source of this 1201-nucleotide messenger RNA. It is a transcript of the gene POLD4, whose product is annotated as DNA polymerase delta 4, accessory subunit. Gene Ontology annotation, molecular function: DNA-directed DNA polymerase activity. Gene Ontology annotation, biological process: DNA-templated DNA replication; DNA synthesis involved in DNA repair. Gene Ontology annotation, cellular component: delta DNA polymerase complex. NCBI's taxonomy places the organism in Eukaryota, Metazoa, Chordata, Lepidosauria, Squamata, Lacertidae. The record is from RefSeq and is a predicted model, not a curated record.
AGCGCUGCCAUUGGCCGAUCCGUGCAAAAACAACAAGCGGCUGCUCCGGGAGACCCAGAGCAGCUCCGGGGGGAAUCAGGAGCAGUUCGUGCCAGCAGCUCCCACCCUGCAGUCCUUGCAUCGCCCGCAAGAGACAUUGGGGGGACAAGCACCGACAGCCCCCGGCCCAGCUCCUGCUCCUUGUUUAGAGCAGCCUGUUAAUGCUCUGUGAGCAUUGCCGCAUGGAACCAUGGGCAGGAAAUGGCUAAUCACAGACUCCUUCCAAGUGGUGAAGAAGAGGAAAAGAGACAGUAAGGAAACAAAGAAGGCUCAGAGCCUGCUCCAUGACACGGUGACAGUCCAGGCAGUCCAAGAUGCUGCACAUCCAGACCAGCUGGAGACACUAAAGCAAUUUGACCUCAGCUGGCAGUACGGCCCCUGUACAGGAAUCACCCGCUUGCAGCGCUGGGAGAGGGCACAGUUACUGGGUCUCAACCCCCCUGCUAUGGUGCGGGAAUUGCUAGAGAAGCACAACAAGGACCCUCUCGUUACAUACAGCCUGUGGCAUGGAUAUUGCCUCUGAGAGGAGAAUGUGAUGGUAUCUCAGCCUGAGGAGAAUUUCCUGAGUUUUGACAAUACUGGAUAACUCCUUCAUUCCUAUCGUGGAAAUUCUGUGCUUGGCCCUAAAAAGAUGCCAAGGUCUACUAGCUGAUCUCCACUUACAGGUUCUGGCCCCAGUCUAUCUGCCACUUAUACAUAAUAAUCAAAGCUUCUUAGGGAGUACUUAGAUGGCUGAGGUCAAAUGAAGGUGAGGAUUGAUUUAGAUCAGUGUUUUUCAACCACUGUUCCGCGGCACACUAGUGUGCCGCGAGAUGUUGCCUGGUGUGCCGUGGGGAAAAUUGAAAAAUUCAAUUUAUAUAUAGUCAAUAUAGGCACAGAGUUAAUUUUUUAAACAUUUUCUAAUGGUGGUGUGCCUCGUGAUUUUUUUCAUGAAACAAGUGUGCCUUUGCCCAAAAAAGGUUGAAAAACACUGAUUUAGAUCAAUAUGCUGUGCUUUGGGGGGGGUGGAAUCCCCCAAACUGGGUGACUAGUUCUUGGAAGCCAGGCUUAGUAUGGCACUGCAUCCUGUUUAUUUUACUGUUGUGUGUUCUUUGAAAACUUGCUUAAUUUGUUGAAUUGGCUAUCAAGUUAACUGACAGAGAAAUAAAACAGUUGCACAUCU